AUGCCUAAAGAAGAAAGUCACAACUCACUCACGAGCAGCAUCAUAUGCUAAUCACUGCCUGAGUCUCACCUUCAUUCUCUUCUUCUUAUAUCUCAACUUCCAUUGUCGGCAAUUCAGAUCCAUCAUCCAACCAGGCACCAGCAGAGAGAUCAAGAAAUUAAGAUGGAACCGGCGGCCAGUUACAACAACAAGUUUCAUCAUCAUUUUAGUCUUCUUUUAUUUCUGGCGGUAAUAUCAUGCUUUGGAUCAUCGGUCGGAGCAUACACCAAUUACACCGUCGGCGGCUCUUUGGGUUGGUAUGACAAACUUCUCAAGCCCACCGUCGAUUACCAGAAAUGGUUAGUCGGCAAGAACUUCAGUCUCGGUGAUUUUCUCAUAUUCAACUCGGAUAGUAAUCACUCGGUGAUUCAAACGUACAAUUUCAACACAUACAAACGUUGCGACUAUAACAAUGAUCAAGAUAACGACACGACACAAUGGUCUGGGGCCGAUCCAUCCUCGACCACACCCCAGCCGGUGACAGUAUCAGUCCCUCUAGUAAAAGUCGGCAUGAAUUACUUUUUCUCGAGUGACUACGACGGGGAGCAAUGCAAGAAUGGGCAACGGUUCAAAGUAAAUGUUACUUACGGUCAAGGUCUACCUCCGAGUUUGCUUGAUUCUCCUGAUUCGUCUCCAGCUCCGAUUAGUCCUGAAUCUGGUGAUUCUGAGUCGGCACCUGAUACUUUAGUUCCUUCGAAUUUCAACAAUCCAAAAGAUAUCGACCAAACUGACGAUGUCAAAUCGAUAGCUACCGUAGUUACUGAAAAUGCACUGAUUGGAGUAUUAUUGAUGUUGCUGGGGAUUAAUUUGUUGGGUCUUAAUUAAUUUUGUGAUAAUGUUUUUAUAAUAUAUAGCGACGAAAAGUGCAUUUUUAUUUUUAUGUGUAUUCAUUUUA
Messenger RNA from Impatiens glandulifera, 934 nucleotides. Its product is annotated as uclacyanin-2-like. Gene Ontology annotation, molecular function: electron transfer activity. Gene Ontology annotation, cellular component: plasma membrane. Bases 163 to 864 code for a protein of 233 amino acids. The record is from RefSeq and is a predicted model, not a curated record. The transcript is spliced from 2 exons. NCBI's taxonomy places the organism in Eukaryota, Viridiplantae, Streptophyta, Magnoliopsida, Ericales, Balsaminaceae.